AUGGCAGAAAAAGACGCCAUCCUCGUCGUUGCCCCGGCAGGCGACCUUGUACUGGACGUGAGCCAGGCAGAAGGAGCCCCUCGAUUCUCCUAUCGCGUCGAUUCGAAAGCGCUGCGAGGAAGCUCGCGAUACUUUGAGAACCUACUCAGCGAACGCUUCAGUGAAGGGGAACAAUUGUCAGCUGCGCUCGCAGCCUUGAAACUAGCCGGGCACUCAAACCUCGCAGAUGCACCCGUCGAUGCCUUACCUCGAAUAUCCAUCGUUGACGUCGGCAGAACGAGCGCUUCAACCAUACAAAAUCUGCUCGCCGACUUCCUGCGUGCUGUUCAUGGGGAGGAUCUUUCCGUUGCCGCGCCUCCCGUUCCAAAUCUGGCCAACCUCGCUGUUGUCGCCGAUCGAUUUGAUGCAACCGAGACGCUCUCGCGAUAUGUGCGAAGGAAAAGAUAUGGGGCAUUGCUGGAUGCAAAGUCAGCCAAGGGACGGAUAAGCAUAGGCAUGACAGAGGAGCGCGUACGACAGAAACUGCUGGUUGGGUUGUUGUUCGACCACGCGCCUUGGGUUACGCGGUACUCGAAACAUUUGAUUCUGCGGGAUUCGUCACAGUGGCAGCCAGGCGUUGAGGAGGACCAUACCAGACCUUUGUGGUGGAAUCUGCCUAAUGGAGUCGAAGACGAGCUAAUACAGCGACGAGAGUAUAUCCUGGAAACGAUAAACUCGCUACAAUCGCAUUUCCUUAGGCUGUACACUUCUGGCGAGCGGCAAUGCAAGCUGGGCUACGACACAUCCAUACAAUGCGACUCCUUCCAGCUCGGCGAAAUGGUACGCUUCUUCACCAGGCUAGGCACCCUACGAUUACAAGGUACCAUUUACGACAACACCGAACCGACGUAUCAUAGUGGAGACAUUGAACGAUUGUUGGAGUCGCUGCGCCAAUGCUCGUCAUACCAAGUCGACCGAAAUCAUGCCCAUUGCGGGCUACGAACGAGGAUUCUUCCUCUUGUUGAUUUGAUACAGAAUCAACUGUGUUUAGACACGACCAGUCUCGACAUUGGUCUAUGCCUUGAAUGUUGGAACAAUCACCGAGAUACGUACGCCUGGUCAGAGGCGAAGAGACCGGUAUUGUGGGCUCAACCCAGGUCUUUGACCGGUAACCGAAUGCUCUCGAAGGGACACCAACGAACGCCUAGCAGUUGCCUUCACAGGCAUAUAGUGGUCCGGGACCUGUUCAUGGCUACCGAAAGGGACUGGACAGCUAGGGACGCCUACUGA
Didymosphaeria variabile is the source of this 1269-nucleotide messenger RNA. RefSeq lists its product as uncharacterized. The transcript has a single exon. The record is from RefSeq and is a predicted model, not a curated record. The coding region runs from base 1 to 1269 and encodes 422 amino acids. Lineage: Eukaryota; Fungi; Ascomycota; Dothideomycetes; Pleosporales; Didymosphaeriaceae.